This is a messenger RNA of Chenopodium quinoa (quinoa), 652 nucleotides long. RefSeq names its product pathogenesis-related protein PRB1-3-like. Gene Ontology annotation, cellular component: extracellular region. The record is from RefSeq and is a predicted model, not a curated record. Lineage: Eukaryota; Viridiplantae; Streptophyta; Magnoliopsida; Caryophyllales; Amaranthaceae. The transcript has a single exon. The annotation marks the transcript as partial.
UGCCCAAAAAUUGCAAUAUUUUUAUGCUUCAUCAUAGAAACCCUAGCACUUAGCCAAAUAUGCCACGCACAAAAUUCACCACAAGAUUAUGUUAAUGCCCACAAUGCAGCUAGGGCUGCAGUGGGUGUUGGAAACAUACAAUGGGACGACCAAGUGGCGGCGUACGCCCAACAAUACGCCAACCAAAGGAUGGGUGAUUGCGCUUUGCAACACUCUGGUGGGAAGUAUGGAGAAAAUAUUGCCGUAGGUGGCGGUGACUUCACCGGCACAGAUGCAGUAAAACUGUGGGUGAAUGAGAAGGCCGAUUACGACUAUAAUACCAAUACUUGUGCUUCUGGUAAGGUGUGUGAACAUUAUACUCAAGUGGUUUGGCGUAACUCGGUUCGUCUUGGUUGUGCUAGGGUUCAAUGUCAAAAUAAUGGAUGGUUUUUCAUUACUUGCAACUAUGAUCCACGGGGCAAUGUUGUAGGCCAGAAACCUUACUAGAGUUUUUCCUAAAGUUUGAUGUGAAACAAAUAUAAUAAUAUAUGUAUGUAUUUCAGCUCACUAGAGCAUUGAUGAUACUCAAUAAGAAGCAGCUAUGUAUGCUGAAUUAAUAUGUAUAUGUAACGUUUUUUUACGUAAGAUUUGUUGAUUAUAUAGAAAUAAUUAA